Hylaeus anthracinus is the source of this 1327-nucleotide messenger RNA. RefSeq lists its product as uncharacterized. The record is from RefSeq and is a predicted model, not a curated record. NCBI's taxonomy places the organism in Eukaryota, Metazoa, Arthropoda, Insecta, Hymenoptera, Colletidae. The coding region runs from base 153 to 1046 and encodes 297 amino acids. The transcript has 3 exons.
ACUUUGCCACUGUUAAUCGAACGGUUGGAAGAAACGAAGCCGUUUUUCGAUUCAACCCAAAGCUUGAUACGGCGUAAUUAAUAGCCGGAUGAUCGGUGAUAUCAAAUUUAACCUGAUAUUACAUUGCAUCAAAGAGUGUACCAGUUACAGUUAUGUCGACAAGUAAAUCGACGGAAUUGACGCCGACGCCGACGCCGACGCCGACGACGACGACGACGACGACGACGACGACGACGACGACGACGACGACGGAGACAACGAUGGGUUUCAAGGACAAACAAAAGGCCUUGGAAACGUUGAAAGCUCUGGACGGCCGGGACAUUAGCUAUCAAUACCACGUAAUCGUGAGUUUCGUGAGUCGCACCAAGAGAACGCUACAAAUCACAAAAGACGAGGAGAAGCUUACCAAUUUGCGGGAGGCUUUAAAAGUAUUCGAGGAUUGGCUGACCGAUUACAAGGAGAAGAAUCGCGGCAAGGAGAACCUCGCUUACUUGCCGAUCGAGACUGUGAAUGCCUUUAGGAUUCUUGCUCGCAAAUACGAUGUCUUGGACGAAGAAUUCUUCGAAGUCUACAAGAAGGAAAAGGGAGACUACAAAAGUUUACGGCUCGUAAAGUUCUCAAACGGGAAAAUCACCUGGGAUAUCGAAAGGAAUCGAAGAUUGAAAGAGAUCAUCGAUAAGAUAAAAGAAACGCACGCACAGUGGUACGAGACGGAUGUUGGGGAUUUCCGGGGAUUGCCGACCAAGGAACACGUACGGUGCGUUAUGUUGGGAUACAGUCCGGAUCCGUCUAAGCUGAAAAAGUUGAUUUCUCGAGUGAAAGAAAAGUUCGGUUCCGAAGCGUGCGAGAAGACAGUGGCCGAUGCCGAUGAGAAGGAGCCCGGCGAGAACAAGCCAGCGAAGAGGAGCCGCGAAAGUUGGACGAGUAGUACGAGUAGCGAGUCCGAAGACGGAGAACCGGAUAAGAAAGUGGCGAAGCGAUCGGUCCGACGAGAAUCGUCGGAAGCUAACGGAGAGAAGAAUCCAAGAGAAGAAUCAAUGGUUUGAUAAAAGCGUUUUAUUAAACGGUUUGCCCACCGAACGGCACACUCGAUCCAUAAUGUGGGUUUUUAUUGUUAAUCACGAUAUCGGAAAACUGAAUCGACUGCUACCUACGUUCGCGGACAAGUUGAAAUGUUAGAAAAAGUUAUUCGACUCGAUCGAUGCUUGUACGGGGGGUAAUGAAAGUUCGGUACUAUGUACAAAAGAAUAUUGAUUAAAUAUCGAUUCAAAAGAACGUUAUCGAUCAUGAUCAUGAUAACGAUAACGAAAACGAAAACGAAAACGAA